Schistosoma mattheei is the source of this 1976-nucleotide messenger RNA. The record is from the annotation of a GenBank genome assembly. Lineage: Eukaryota; Metazoa; Platyhelminthes; Trematoda; Strigeidida; Schistosomatidae.
GAAGAAUUAGGUUCAAAUGAAUCUUGGGGCACCCGAACAUGUGUUAUUAGUCCACAUAAUCGUCGACUGUCAGUUCAAGGGUUGUAAAGAGGUCCCAACUCUGAUCAGGGUACUCUCAAUAAUCGGGAUCAGUGGUUUGAAACCACGUUGCACACCCCAAAAUGGGAAGGAGUGGAUCAAUACUUCCUAGAAUGGUAGAAACUCGGAAUCAUUCUUCUUAUUCUGAUCCAAGCGUUUAUACAACGGAUAAAUUGGAAAUUGAUUGGAAAAUAAAUUUUAGUGCACAAACUAUCAUUGGUUCAGUCAAUAUCUUCUUGAAAAAAGUUUGCCCAGACAGCCUCAAUCCAAACAUUCUUCUUGAUACAAGGAACCUAAAGAUUCAUUCAGUGUACGUAAAUUCGGAACCAGUGAAAUGGCAUUUAAAACCCAUUACUGUCCAAGCUUUUGGGUCUUGUUUAGAAAUAAUACCAAAUACAGCCUCAAAUAGGUACGACGUCAAAAUCGACUACGAAACUUCUCCAGAUUCUUCUGCUCUCCAGUGGCUAGAACCACAGCUUACUGCUGAUCGACGUCAACCGUUCAUGUUCAGUCAGUGUCAAGCUAUUCAUGCUCGUAGUCUUCUACCUUGUCAGGAUACUCCAACUUCAAAGUUUCCUUUCGAAGCUAAGGUAACUGCUCCAAAGGAAACCAGUGUUCCGAUCCCCAGCUAUCUGAUCGCUAUUGCUUGUGGGGAUCUAGCUAGCAGAAAAAUUGGUCCACGUUCGUCUGUAUGGGCUGAACCCAGUAUAGUUGAUGAAGCAGCUUAUGAAUUCAGUGAAACAGAACAAAUGAUUUUAGCAGCCGAAAAUAUCUGUGGACCUUAUGUGUGGGAUAUAUAUGAUAUCUUGGUGCUACCACCAACAUUCCCCUAUGGUGGAAUGGAAAAUCCAUGUUUAACAUUUGUUUCACCAACUUUAUUGGCUGGUGAUCGAUCAUUAGCUAACGUAAUCGCUCAUGAGAUCGCUCAUUCAUGGACUGGUAAUUUAGUAACAAAUUCAAAUUGGGAGGAUUUUUGGUUAAACGAAGGACAUACUGUGUAUUUGGAACGCUUAAUUGAAGAACGUAUUCAUGGGUCGCAUAUGAGGCACCUUCAUUUAAGUUUAGGCUACAAGGAACUGUUGGAAGAAAUAAAAAAACUUGGCCCAUCGGAUCCAAUGACAAAGCUGAUUGUAGACUUGGAAGGUAUUGAUCCAGACGAAGCUUAUAGUCGAAUUCCAUAUGAAAAAGGAUCUCUUUUACUCUACUACUUAGAGACUUUAUACGGAAAAGAAUCUAUGCUGAAUUGGUUAAAGGCCUAUGUGAAACAGUUUUCUGGAAAAUCACUUAAUUCAAAUACUUGGUUGGAAUUUUUAACAAGUCAACUAGGUUCCGAUGUACUUAACCCGAAACAUCAGUUGGAUGCUUGGAUGCAUAGUCCAGGUUUACCCCCAUGGAUACCAAAGUUCGAUGCUGACGAGUUACUUUCAGAAUGUGACAGUAUGCAAAAAUUACUUACUUCAUCUGAUCUUUGUUCAAAUGUUACUGAAAUACAAAGUUUGACUCAACUAUGGAAUAAAAUGUCACAUGUACAACGUGAAUUAACUUUACGCCACGUUGUCGACUCUGAACCAAUAAAUGUUAAUAACUUAUGCAAAAUUGAUGAAUUAUUACAGUUAUCUAAACAGAAAAAUGCUGAGAUACGAGUACAGUGGUGUCUAAUCUGUAUUGUUUCCCGUCAUUUACCUGCGUUGGAUCACAUUUUUGAAUUUUUAAACAGUCAGGGUCGUAUGAAGUACACUCGCACCAUAUAUCGCGCUUUAAACGAAUGGCCAGAAGCUAAAGAGCGAACAAUAAACAAUUUCUAUGAACAACGUCCAUUUAUGCAUCAAACAACUGCAAUGCUGGUUGAAAGGGAUUUAAAUCUUCAUGAAAAUGGGAAACCUAUAUCUACUGCUUAA